CGAGUCAGAUAAGAGACUCCUGUGAAUGUGGAAAUGUAAAAGUGCUGGAAGUUGAUGUUUGCAGUUCAUGAACCUGGGUUGAAGUUCAUUUCCACUGUUGUGUUUAGAAAGAUUAAAAACAUUCCUUUAAAAAAAGUACUUUUAUGAACGGGGUCCAGUAUCUGCCGCUAGGGUUCAAUUAUACUGGGAAGAUUUCCAAAAGGUAAUAGGUUUGCAUUUUGUUUUUUCAAAUGCACAGAAGAGAAAGUCAAACGUAUGUAACUUACGUAAGCAGAUAUUUCACCAGCUUAGUCACUUCUCAGUUUAUCUCUGUAGUACUUUGAUCUCGGAGGAUCUCAUGUGGUAAAACACUGAGCCCUGCCUGCCAGUGUAUCUUAAGACACGCAGCAAAAUGGUUCUUCCUCUUCGCUCCCUGGCCUGCUUCCUUCUCCUGGUUUCAGCAGCUGCAGCCCAGCAAGCUGGGAGAGUGAGCGAAUCCACGUCAGGUACGAAGACUCUGCAGCCCUGGUUAGUGGGGCUCAUUGCAGUGGUGGGGUUCCUGUUCAUUGUCUUCACCCUGCUGAUCGUUAAGAGACUCUUCUUCCAGAACGAUAAACCUGAAGGAGAUGAUGAAAGCAGCAUAGAUGGACAUGACAACCUGAACCUGCAGUUAGAGGAGGCCGGGAAGGUCAGCUCCCUUUAACUGGGACACAGAGCCAGUGUGUGUGAACUGUGCGUUCUCCACCAUGGCGUUCUGGAGCAAUUAACUUCCUGAAUCUGAGAUGUGCUCCGUGAAAUUUAGACUGGAGCAUUUGAACUUGUCUUGAUUUAUACCACUGCUGAGCUUCAUAAUGAACCUUGCUAUCACUGCGAGCUUCGAAAUUAUAAGGUGCAGGUGCAGCGUUAUACCAUUCAAAUCAGUGACGUAGCUAGGGGGUGGGUUUAAAGGUUUGAACCCCUGUCCCCCCGAAAUUAAUUAUUCAACUAUGUGGGACAAAAAAAAUAUCAGCCAUAAAAUCUUGAUCCAUCACCAGGGGAAAUUUCAAUUUUUUCCUGUUUUUUGUUAUUCAUUCAUUUGUAGAGUUUAUGGUUUCUAAAAUAAAUGAUAUAAUUGAAGAAUAUUGUACCACCAGUACCUUAUUAAAUUAUCACAUGAUAAAUGAUCCGAAAGGUAUUAUCCCACACUUCAUAUUUUCUUUAAACCAUUAAGUGCCAUUGUCCUCAUUUGAGGACAGGCUACUUUGUAAUUUUUUUAAGCAUUUUUAACUAGCAUCUACCUGAUAUUGAAAAUGUUUAAUUAGAUUGUUAUAACUUACUCUAAUUUUGCUAACGGUAAACGUUAAAUCUAAAUGUAAAGUAUCAAAUUACGUAAAUAAGCCUGUUUUAGUUUUUUUUUUCAAAUUAAAAAUAAUUUGGUACUUCA
This is a messenger RNA of Acipenser ruthenus (sterlet), 1402 nucleotides long. RefSeq names its product small integral membrane protein 24-like. The transcript is spliced from 3 exons. Bases 392 to 682 code for a protein of 96 amino acids. Lineage: Eukaryota; Metazoa; Chordata; Actinopteri; Acipenseriformes; Acipenseridae. The record is from RefSeq and is a predicted model, not a curated record.